AAACUGCUUUCCUAGAUACCCCUUGGUUAUAGACUCUGUUCGCCUUUGGUCUUCUCCCUCUGUCUGCCACCUUUUGAGCCCAAUCCCGCCAAUCGCCGCUGCCGCUGCCGCUGCCGUUGCCGCCACUUUGUCCGACGUCUAGACUACCUUGCCUCCGCAAUUAACUCCACCAACUUACCUUCUACCACCGCUUCUACCACCGCUGCAAGAACCUCCGCUCCCUCACACUCCGAGCCGAUGCUAUCACCAUAACCACAUCCGCCUUUACGGCUUGCGCCAGCUCUCUUAAACACACCCCCUCAUUUCCGAUCUCCGAUCUCGCCAUGGAGGACCAGCCUGGUACUGCCGCUGCUCUGGAUCCUUUCCCAGACCUCAUGAACGACCCCGCAUAUGCGACAAAUACGAAGGCCCAAGACAAGAAUGCAGAGGAGGCCGACACAUGUCGGAUAUGCCGCGGCGAAGGGACCCCCGAUGAGCCCUUGUUCUAUCCUUGCAAGUGCAGUGGCAGCAUCAAGUUUGUCCACCAGGAGUGCCUGAUGGAGUGGCUGUCGCACUCUCAGAAGAAGCACUGCGAGCUAUGCAAGACACCCUUCCGCUUCACCAAGCUCUACCAUCCGCACAUGCCGCGCCGCCUUCCCACCACCAUCUUCUUCCGCCGAGCCAUUAUCCACAUCUUCACAUACUUCAUAUCAUGCUGUCGUGCGCUGCUAGUCGGCACAGUAUGGCUUCUUUGCCUGCCGUGGUGCAUGCGGGUUACUUGGCGAAGCUUGUUCUGGGUUGGAGACGGUGGAUGGACUCGCGAUUUGUACGACGACCCACCUGCAAGAGUUCACCCACCUGUGGUGCCCUCUGCAACGCCCUGGACUGGAGACGCUAUAGAAUCUAUACGGUCAACCAUCGCAUCGGCUCGAGCCGCUAAUUCUACCAUAUCAUUUGGAGGUCUCCCGGCCUUCCUGACCCCUUUCUCCCAGACCUUGAACAUGAGCUCGGGAGAACCCUCGGCGUGGAAAUUCGUUAAGAAGUAUGUUUUGGGGGUUUACACUGCCUCCAAUGGUUCAUCUGCAGCUGGCACGAACAACCUCACGCCGAACGCUACGAUUGAAAGUACACUUGGAAACAGAAACCCGUCACUCCUUUCCGACGUCGCAUUCUUUGAAUGGUUCAACUCACCAACGCUCAAUCGGUUUGUUCUCGACGUACUGGAAGGACAGAUAAUCACGCUACUGGUUGUCAUUGCCUUCAUCCUUAUUUUUCUCAUACGAGAGUGGGUUGUACAGCAACAGCCUGUCAUCAAUAUGGCUGCCAUGGAUGCAAAUCACGCAGGGCAGGUUGCGGAAGUGCAGCAAGAAGAGAUGGAGCCUGCUGCAGUUGUAGAUCUAACUGGAUUGGGGCCUGCUGAAGCUGUAGAUCUGACAGGACCAGAGCAGGACGACAUUGAAGUGGACGAAGAGCAAGCUGCUAGAGAUGAAAUCGAUAGACUGGGAGUGGAGCGUCAAGCCUUAAUGGAUGAAAAUGCUAGGCUGAGGACAGAGCGUCACGCUAGAGAUGCGGCGCGACUUACAGCACAGCUGCGACAUAACCGGCCUGGGCCAGCAACGCCCGUCAACUCUAGGCGAUCCUCGUCGGCUAGAAGGACGCGCGACGCUGAUUGGGGUUCGUGGCAGACCAGUGAAGAGCUUCCCGAGCCUAUACGACAUGCUUUGCGAACAGGCACUCCUGCGGAGGUCGCUUUUUUGGUUGAGAGCUUGCCACAAGAGGAGGCUACUAGGGUACGCAAGACCCUUGUCAAAUUAUCGAAAGAGAUGCACAGUGAUGAUCUAGUAUCAUCAGACGAAGAGUCGCGAAGCUCGAGGAAGAGGAAGCGUGGUUCUAGGGCAGACCGUACCUCAGUUUCAACUCAGGCCGGAGAAUUUGCUAUCGUGGAGGCUGCUGGCACACCUGCGUUGAGAGAGGGCCCGGCCAGGUCUCCUGAGGUGGUGCAGCCUGACAUUUCCGAAGCAUCGAGCUCUCAACAACGGCCAAACAUGCCAGCAAGAGACCGCUCAUUUCUUGCUACGGAGAUCCGUCGGAGCUUGGAAGAAGGCGAAACAUGGAAUCCGCUAUCUCCAGAUCCCACAGAGUCUCCGAGCGUUAUUGAACAUAAUGAAGAAGCUCAGAACACAGACGACGUUUCGCUUCCAGGACUGAGUAAGGAGGAUGGCGAAGCCUUGAACACACAGCCUCAUUUCCACGUAUCACAAUCGGACUCCGAACCAGAAGAGCACGAGAGCGAUCACAGCAGCGAAAGCUGGCAACAAGUAGCUGCCCCUACUAAUCAAGGCUCUUCAAAAGGCAAGGAGAAGAUCACUGAGCCAGAAGCUGGCGGCCAAUCAACACUGGGAUCAUCUCCUACAGAGUCAUCUGUGCAUGUUACCCCCGCAGCAUCCGAGAGUGGUAGUCUUGAGGUGAACAUUACCGACGAGGCUGCAGAUCCAUCAGACACUGCCGCAGACAUUGAGUCGCUUGAUCUCUCAGAUUCUUCAGUAUCUGAUCUGGUAUUCCCCGACUACGACGAUAGCGAGGCAGUGGGACCACCCAUUGUUGCUGGACCCGAGCCUCCAAGGGAAGCUGUACCUCGUCAGCCUAGCUUGAUGGAACGUAUCAUGGACUGGCUAUGGGGAGAUGUCGCGCCGGCUACACCUCCAACUACAGAAGACGCCGGUAACGACGAGCAUGUGGUGCAGAACCUAGCAGAUGAAGCCCCUUUCGUGCCCUUCGCAGGCCAAGUAGCUGCCGCUCACCGGGAGCAAGGGAACGCUCAAAGACAGGACCCAGAGGUAGCUGCUGCCGCCGCUCAAGCUGGCAUUGAUCUUAAUGACCAAGACGCAAUUGACGACGCCGAAGACCUAGAAGGUAUUCUAGAACUGAUUGGGAUGCAAGGGCCAUUGACAGGGCUUUUUCAGAACGCGAUCUUCAGCGCUAUGCUCAUUUCCGCGACACUAGCCCUGGCUGUCUGGGUCCCAUAUCUUUGGGGCAAGUUCGUGCUCGUUGUCAUGGGAAGUCCGAUAGUCAUUUUUGUCAAGUUCCCGCUCCAAGGUAUUGCCAUAGGUGCGGAUCUUAUUGUGGAUGCAGCGUUGUGCGUUGGUGCCGGUGUUGUCUACUGGAGCGUACAGCUCAUCCGCUGGAUGCUCGUACCUCUCACCCUGGGUCUGCUCUCCAACAUUCUUAAUAAGCCGGCCGACUUCAUCGCGAAGCCUGCACGGGCGGUAGCUGAAAAUGCUAUGGACCGCAUCGCCAAAGCUUUCGUAGAGACGAGUACAAUCUCCGGUCCGGACUUCUUUGCGUUGUCCACGAACUCGCAUAUCGCCUUGCGGACCAUCCAAAACACGACAUCUGAGGCCUUGAACACCACUGGUAAUGCGAUUGUCCUCCUCUAUAAGAAUGUUGCAUCUGCCAGUUCAAACGGCGCAGUACUCGACAUGCUUCGUCAAGUCCCUCCAACGGUAUUUCUUGCCACAUCCGCUGCUCUCAACAAAGCCCAGGACGUUGCCUUGUUCUUAUGGACGUCCAAAUCCUACAAGAUCACUUUCAAUAUCGGCAAGAAUGUUACUUCAACCUAUGCUGCGAUAGAGCAAUGGACAGCCACCGACCGCCUGAUUGCCGUCUUGGCUGGUUACAUGUUCUUUGCCGUAGCUGGUGCCCUUUAUCUGAAGAAGAGCACCCCAUUCAGCUCCUCGCAACAAGGGCGAAAGGUUGAAGGGGUCGUAGCUGAUGUUCUACAACAGGCUGGUGGUGUCUUAAAAGUCAUCUUGAUUAUUAGUAUCGAGAUGAUAGCAUUUCCGUUGUACUGUGGCCUGCUGUUGGACGCCGCUAUGCUACCGCUUUUCGAGAACGCGACCGUGUGGUCACGAUACCAGUUCACGAUGAAGUCGCCCUGGACAUCCGGAUUCGUGCAUUGGUUUGUGGGCACCUGCUAUAUGUUCCACUUUGCAUUAUUCGUCUCCAUGUGUCGAAAGAUCAUGAGAACUGGCGUCCUAUACUUCAUCCGCGACCCCGACGAUCCUACUUUCCAUCCGGUUCGCGACGUACUGGAGAGAAGCGUUACUACGCAGCUCCGCAAGAUUGCGUUCAGUGCCUUGGUGUAUGGCGCUUUGGUCAUCAUAUGCCUAGGCGGUGUGGUCUGGGGGCUCAACUACACGUCUACUGGCGUCCUUCCCAUCCACUGGUCAUCGCACACUCCUGCGCUAGAGUUCCCACUGGACCUGCUCUUCUACAAUUUCCUCACGCCGUUGGUCCUGAAGCUCGCUAAGCCCAGCGAUGGCCUCCAUGCGACAUACCAAUGGUGGUUCCGCACUUGCGCCCGCCUCCUUCGACUGUCUGAUUUCCUGUUCGCCGAAAAGAAUGCGGACGAACUAGGACACCACGUCCACCGAACUUGGAAAAGCCAGUUCUUUAGGUCCAAGGGUGACGUGAGAAAGCCCAUUGUUAGAGACGACCCCAACCUUCCUGCGGAAGAUCGAGACAGAGACGUAUACUUCCUCUUCGACGGCAAGUACGUGCGUGCUCCCGCCUCCGACCAAGUCCGCAUCCCUAAAGGAGACCCCGUAUUCGUCGAAGUCGACCAAUCCAACCACCGCCUCGACGGCAAGCCCGAAGAAAGCGGCGUGCACGCCCGCCACUCCGACAUGAUCACCAUGGUCUACGUGCCGCCCUGGUUCCGCGUGCGCAUCGCCCUCUUCGUGCUCACCAUUUGGCUCUUCGCGGCUGCCACCGGCGUCGGCAUCACCAUCCUCCCCCUCCUCUUCGGCCGCUAUCUCUUCUCCCUCUUCAUCCCCCACUCCGUCCGCAUGAACGACAUCUACGCCUUCUCCCUGGGCAUCUACACCCUCGGGGGCCUCCUCUACGCAGCGCUGCACAUCCGCCCGCUGCUCGCGCACCUCCACCAACCCCUCCGCUCCCCCUUAUCCACUAUCCGCACUCUUGUUGUCACAGCCUCCCACUUCGCUUGGAGAGUCGCCCGCAUUACCUAUGUCUACGCUUCCCUGGUGCUACUCCUGCCAAUCCUCUUCGCCCUCUUGCUGGAACUCUACAUCCUCAUCCCCCUCCACGCUUACCUCGGGCCUCACGAGCCCCACGUCGUCCACCUCAUCCAGGACUGGACCCUCGGCUUCCUGUACGCGCGUCUCGCGGCUCGCCUACUCUUCGCGAACCGCCAAUCGCGCCCGGCCCGCGCUUUCGCCGCUGUCGUGCGGAACGGGUACGGUGAUCCCGACGCAAGACUCGCGACUAGGUGUUUCAUCGUCCCGGUGCUGGUUGGGUUCGGCAUCGCGAUUGCGGUGCCGAGUGCGUUGGCGUGGGGGCUGAAUCGCACGGUGUGGGCGGGCGGGAGUGAGGAGGUUAAGCGAUUGGUGUGGCGAUUCUGUUAUCCGGUUGUUGCAGGAGCGGGAGGAGGGGUUUGGGGCGCGAGGGUGUGUGUGCGGUGGGUCAGGAGGUGGAGGGGUGUAGUAAGGGAUGAGGUGUAUCUAAUUGGGGAGAGGUUGCAUAAUUUUGGAGAGAGGAGGGGGGGUGCUGUGAGUUCGGCGGCUUGAUUGAUAGGAAGUAAUACCUAGGUUAGGAUUGGAACGGGUGAGAGGGGUUGUGGGUAUGGAUAUCCCCGAUGGCGAAAGGUAGUUUUGGUGCACCACGGUGCUGCAUUGGUGGCUCUUUGUUCUUUUUCUUGGGUUUUUGCAAUGGGGAUUGGAAGGGAUGGGGUAUUACGUAGGUAGUUGAAAUAGAUUGGCCUAUGGCUAGUUCUCCUUUC
Molecule: messenger RNA, 5779 nt
Organism: Mytilinidion resinicola
Lineage: Eukaryota; Fungi; Ascomycota; Dothideomycetes; Mytilinidiales; Mytilinidiaceae
Exons: 1
Coding region: 324-5567 (1747 amino acids)
Cellular component (GO): endoplasmic reticulum membrane
Molecular function (GO): zinc ion binding
Source: RefSeq, a predicted model, not a curated record